GUCCCAAGCGGAGCCAUGGAGUCAGGCCACAGCAGAGAACGAGAGGCUAAGGAGUAUUUGGAAAAACAUAAAAUCAUGGAGUUGCUGACCUUGCUCACCAGUACACUGCUCUUUUUCCGGCCUGAAAAACCAAGAGAAUUUUUAGUAACGAUGUUGGAAAGAAUGAGACUUGCCAAAGUGACAGGAGUGACUUUUCCUUUCUUUAUGGAUGCCACUAACAUCGUGGCCAUGUUUGAGAUGCUGGACUCCGCUAACAAAGGCUUCAUAUCAUUUGUGCAAUAUAAAGAAGCCCUAAAAACCUUGGGUCUGUACAAUGAAAAAGAAGGUUUAAAUGAUGAUGGUCAUUUAGUAACCUUGGAGAAAUUCAAGAAGGAGGUGGACAGGCGGUUUCAAGAUUUAAUAUCAUCAUUCACUGCCACCUAAAGUCUGCAUUCCAAUAAUUAAAUGAGUCAAUCAAGUUUUCAGUUGUCCAGUCUCAUUGAUACAGAGUAUCAUAUCCAACUGGCUUCCUCUUAUUAAAAAAAAAAAGCUAAAAAGUG
Messenger RNA from Echinops telfairi (small Madagascar hedgehog), 539 nucleotides. It is a transcript of the gene EFCAB10, whose product is annotated as EF-hand calcium binding domain 10. The coding region runs from base 16 to 423 and encodes 135 amino acids. The transcript is spliced from 4 exons. Gene Ontology annotation, molecular function: calcium ion binding. The record is from RefSeq and is a predicted model, not a curated record. NCBI's taxonomy places the organism in Eukaryota, Metazoa, Chordata, Mammalia, Afrosoricida, Tenrecidae.